UCGUGCAGCCUAAUAGUUGGCUCUAUUCUAAUAUCUCACGCAAAAAUAAAUGUUUACAGAGUACGACGUGGAUACGAAGUCUACAAACAAGUGUGCGCAGCAUGUCAUUCCAUGAAAUUCAUCCAUUAUCGACAUUUCGUCGACACAAUAAUGACUGAGGAAGAAGCAAAGGCUGAAGCUGCUGAAGCCCUAAUAAAUGACGUUGAUGAUAAGGGUGCAGCAAUUCAACGGCCAGGAAUUCUUACGGAUAAGCUUCCAAAUCCAUAUCCAAAUAAGAAGGCUGCAGCAGCAGCUAAUAAUGGCGCUGCACCACCGGAUCUCUCAUUGAUGGCCUUAGCUAGACAUGGUGGAGAUGAUUACAUCUUUGCUUUACUAACAGGAUAUUUCGAUCCUCCCGCCGGUAUCAAGGUGUGUACGUGU
Strongylus vulgaris is the source of this 420-nucleotide messenger RNA. The record is from the annotation of a GenBank genome assembly. Lineage: Eukaryota; Metazoa; Nematoda; Chromadorea; Rhabditida; Strongylidae.